GCCGAGAGACCCCGACGUGGUGGUACCUCUCGCAUUGCAGAAUGCGAAGAUGGCCAGCCUGCUCCCAGGCCAAGAUGUGUUCCGCCGCUUCACCCCAGAGUCGCUGGCGGAGAUCGAGAAGCGCAUGGCCGAGGAAAAGGCGGAGCAGGAGAGGAAGAAGCACGUAGAGGUGGCCGAGGAGGACCUGCCCAAGCCCAGCAGCGACCUGGAGGCGGGCAAGGUCCUGCCCUUCAUCUACGGAGACCCUCCGCCCAAGAUGCUCAACAUACCGCUCGAGGAGCUGGAUCCUUAUUACAAAGCACAGAAAACCUUCAUUGUCAUCUCCAAAGGGAAUACAAUCUUCAGGUUUAAUGCAGAACCUGCCUGCUACAUUCUGAGCCCUUUUAGUAUUGUUAGGAGAGGAGCCAUCAGAAUUCUCAUACAUUCAUUUUUUAGCAUGUUCAUCAUGGUAACCAUUCUGUCAAACUGUGUGUUCAUGACGUUGAGUAAUCCCCCCGCGUGGAGUAAAACUGUAGAGUAUGUUUUUACUGGCAUUUAUACCUUUGAGGCAACAAUCAAAGUGUUGUCCAGAGGGUUCUGCAUCGGCUCUUUUACAUUCCUUCGAGAUCCAUGGAACUGGCUGGAUUUCAUGGUGAUCAGCAUGGCGUACAUCACUGAGUUUGUCGAUCUGGGCAACGUGUCUGCCCUCAGGACGUUCCGUGUGCUCCGAGCUCUUAAAACAAUCACUGUAAUUCCCGGUCUGAAAACGAUCGUGGGCGCUCUGAUCCAGUCAGUGAAGAAGCUGGGGGAUGUGAUGAUCCUCACCGUCUUCUGCCUCAGUGUCUUCGCCCUCAUCGGGCUGCAGCUCUUCAUGGGCAACCUGCGACACAAGUGCAUCCGCUGGCCCAUCUUCUCCAACGACACCUGGGCCGACGACUUCAACUCCACCGCCAUCUUCAACGACACCUUGGCCUUUAACUCCACCAGCAACAGCACUUUUAACUUCAAUGAAUACAUCAACAAUCCAGAAAACCAGUACUUUUUGGAUGGCCAAAUGGAUGCACUUCUUUGUGGAAACAGCUCUGAUGCUGGAAAGUGUCCUGAAGGGUACAUGUGCAUGAAGGCUGGGCCGAAUCCAAACUAUGGCUACACGAGUUACGACAGCUUCGGCUGGGCUUUCCUGGCCCUCUUCCGUCUCAUGACACAAGACUACUGGGAGAACUUGUUCCAGCUGACACUGCGCGCAGCGGGGAAGACCUACAUGAUCUUCUUUGUGGUCAUCAUUUUUCUGGGCUCCUUCUACCUCAUUAACCUCAUCCUAGCGGUGGUGGCCAUGGCUUACGCAGAGCAGAAUGAAGCCACCAUCACAGAGGCCAGGGAGAAGGAGGAGGAGUACCAGAGGAUUCUAGAACAGCUGAAGAAACAGGACACAAAGCAGAAGAAUGCCGUCACCGACAGCAAGACAUCGCUGGCCAGCAAAAGUGCCAAGAAAGGGGAUGGUGACUCAGAGCAUGAUUUCGCUGAUGAUGAGCGAAGCCUUCGGGAGGACGGCGAGUGUGUAAAGAAGCAGAAGGGAAAAGCACCGAUGUCCAACGGGUCCAGGCUCAGUGUGCUUGACCUGGACACACCCGACAUGCAGAAGAGAGCUUCUAUCGCUGUAAGCGUCACCAGCAAUGCCAUGGAAGAACUUGAAGAUGCCCAGAGGCCAUGUCCGCCGGGGUGGUACAAGUUUGCCAAUAUUUUCCUGAAAUGGGACUGUUGUUCGCCAUGGAUCACCUUUAAAAAAUGGGUGUACUUUGUGGUGAUGGACCCAUUUGUGGACUUAGGAAUCACCAUCUGCAUCAUCCUGAACACCCUCUUCAUGGCUAUGGAGCACUAUCCCAUGAGUGCAGACUUUGAGAACAUGCUUACGGUUGGAAAUUUGGUUUUCACCGGCAUCUUCACUGCAGAGAUGGUCUUCAAACUUAUCGCCAUGGACCCGUACUACUAUUUUCAGGUCGGCUGGAACAUUUUCGACAGCAUCAUUGUGACACUGAGCCUGGUAGAGCUGGGCCUGGCCAAUGUCCAGGGCCUGUCUGUUCUGAGGUCAUUCCGUUUGCUGCGUGUCUUCAAGCUGGCCAAGUCCUGGCCAACUCUCAACAUGCUGAUCAAGAUCAUCGGGAACUCGGUGGGCGCCCUGGGCAACCUGACUCUGGUCCUGGCCAUCAUCGUCUUCAUCUUCGCCGUGGUGGGCAUGCAGCUGUUCGGCAAGAGCUACAAGGAAUGCGUCUGCAAGAUUGCCGAGGACUGCGAGCUCCCACGCUGGCACAUGACCGACUUCUUCCACUCCUUUCUCAUCAUCUUCCGCAUUCUGUGCGGGGAGUGGAUCGAGACCAUGUGGGACUGCAUGGAGGUGGCCGGACAGGCCAUGUGUCUCAUCGUCUUCAUGAUGGUCAUGGUCAUCGGGAACCUGGUGGUUUUGAACCUCUUCUUGGCCUUGCUGCUGAGCUCGUUCAGCGGGGACAACCUGGCCAGCUCUGAUGAGGACGGGGAGAUGAACAACCUGCAGAUCGCCAUCGGCCGGAUCACCAGGGGCAUCGACUGGGUCAAAGCUUAUGUCAUCGGGCUGAUCAGGAGGAUUCUGGGAAAGAAGCCCAAGGAGGACGAUGAGGGUGGGGGCAGUGAGGAUGACCCCAAGAAGGACAACUUUGUUCUGAAUCACAUGGAUUCUGGGGAUGACCCAAAAUCAGAUCUCAAAAUGGUGGAUGGCAAGUCCAACUGGGCAGUUGAAGUCGCUGCCAGCGGAUCCCUGACCAACGCCGACAUGACCCUUAGCGUGCCUAUCGCCAAGGUGGAGUCAGAUUUUGAGAACCCAGAUGACGAAGACGACAUUACUUCAGAGGAUGAAAAUGAACUCCAGGGGGAAAAACAGGACAUGGAAGAUGACUCGUCACACUGCAGCACAGUGGACUGCAAGCCCUCUGCAGAGGAGGAGGACACCCCUGAGGAUGAAUUGGAGCAAGGAGACCCAGAGGAGUGCUUCACGGAAGGCUGCAUCAGGCGCUGCCCGUGUCUGGUGGUGGACAUCACGCAGGGCAGAGGGAAGAAGUGGUGGAACCUCAGGAGAACCUGCUAUGCCAUCGUGGAGCACAACUACUUCGAGACCUUCAUCAUCUUCAUGAUCCUGCUCAGCAGCGGAGCUCUGGCUUUUGAGGACAUAUACCUCGAGCAGCGCAGGACUAUAAAAAUAAUCCUGGAGUAUGCAGAUCAAGUCUUUACUUACAUCUUUGUUAUGGAAAUGCUUCUAAAAUGGGUGGCCUAUGGUUUUAAAACCUACUUCACCAAUGCUUGGUGCUGGCUGGACUUCCUCAUUGUGGAUGUUUCUCUGAUCAGCUUGACGGCAAAUAUACUGGGCUACUCUGAGCUGGGACCCAUCAAAUCCCUGAGAACGCUGAGGGCCCUCAGGCCCCUGAGAGCUCUGUCCAGAUUUGAGGGGAUGAGGGUGGUGGUAAAUGCCCUGGUGGGGGCCAUCCCCUCCAUCUUCAAUGUGCUCCUGGUGUGCCUCAUCUUCUGGCUCAUCUUCAGUAUCAUGGGCGUCAACCUGUUUGCUGGCAAGUUCUACCGCUGCAUCAACACCACCACCGAGGAGCUCUUCACCACCGACGAGGUGGACAACAAAACCCAGUGCAUGGAGCUCAUGCACACCAACGAGGUGCGCUGGAUCAACAUGAAGGUCAACUACGACAACGUGGGCAUGGGCUACCUCUCCCUGCUGCAGGUGGCAACAUUUAAAGGGUGGAUGGAUAUCAUGUACGCAGCUGUGGAUUCACGUGAGUUGGAGGAUCAGCCUGUGUAUGAGGACAACCUCUACAUGUACCUGUACUUUGUCAUCUUCAUUAUCUUUGGGUCCUUCUUCACCCUCAAUCUCUUCAUUGGUGUGAUCAUUGACAACUUCAACCAGCAAAAGGCAAAGCUUGGCGGUAAGGACAUCUUCAUGACAGAGGAACAGAAGAAGUACUACAAUGCCAUGAAAAAACUGGGCUCUAAGAAGCCGCAGAAGCCCAUUCCAAGACCUUUGAACCCCAUCCAAGGCCUGAUAUUUGACUUAAUCACAAAGCAGUUCUUCGACAUCUUCAUCAUGGUGCUCAUCUGCCUCAACAUGGUGACCAUGAUGGUUGAGACGGAUGACCAAAGCAAAGAGAAGGAGGACAUCUUGUAUUUGAUCAAUCUGGUCUUCAUUGUCAUCUUCACCACCGAGUGCGUCCUCAAGUUGCUUGCGCUGAGACAAUAUUUCUUCACCGUGGGAUGGAACAUUUUUGAUUUUGUGGUGGUCAUUCUCUCCAUAGUGGGUAUCAUGCUGGCAGAUAUCAUAGAGAAGUACUUUGUUUCGCCGACCCUUUUUCGUGUUAUCAGACUGGCCAGAAUUGGUCGCGUCCUGCGUCUAAUCCGGGGGGCCAAAGGCAUCCGAACGCUGCUGUUCGCUCUGAUGAUGUCACUUCCCGCCCUCUUCAACAUCGGUCUGCUCCUUUUCCUGAUUAUGUUCAUCUUCUCCAUCUUCGGCAUGUCAAACUUUGCGUACGUCAAAAAGAUGGGCGGCAUCGACGACAUCUUCAACUUCGAGACGUUCGGCAACAGCAUAAUCUGCCUGUUUGAGAUCACCACCUCUGCUGGCUGGGACGGGCUCCUGCUGCCUAUCUUGAAUAGUGGUCCCCCGGACUGCGACCCAGACCUGGAAAACCCAGGCUCCGAGGUGAGAGGGGACUGCGGCAGCCCAGGCGUGGGCAUUGUGUUCUUCUGCAGCUACAUCAUCAUGUCCUUCCUCGUGGUGGUCAACAUGUACAUCGCCAUCAUCUUGGAGAACUUCAACGUGGCCACCGAGGAGAGCAGCGACCCACUGUGCGAGGACGACUUCGACAUGUUCUACGAGACUUGGGAGAAGUUUGAUCCGGACGCUACGCAGUUUGUGGACUACAGCCGGCUCUCUGACUUCUGCGACACCUUGCAAGACCCUCUCCGGAUUCCCAAGCCUAACACGAUCAAGCUGAUCACUAUGGAUCUUCCAAUGGUUCCUGGUGACAAGAUCCACUGCCUGGACAUCCUGCUCGCCCUCACCACAGAGGUGCUGGGUGAAUCGGGGGAGAUGGACGCCCUCAAGGCGAGCAUGGAGGAGAAGUUUAUGACCAACAACCCCUCCAAGGUGGCCUAUGAGCCCAUCACCUCCACGCUGAGGCGCAAGCAAGAGGAGGUGGCCGCGUCAGUCAUCCAGAGAGCCUAUCGCAAGCACCUGCUGAAGCGGACCGUCAAACAUGCCUCCUAUAAGUUCCGCGAGAAGACAGACAUGACGAAAGAGAACGAGGAGCCACCAGAGAAAGAGGGGAUGAUCGCCAAGGCCAUGAGCGCCCUCUACGACAGCAAGGAGGACCCGACUGCCAAAGAAGUCCAACCGUUUUCGGCCUCUCUGGGUGCCCUGCCUUUAACAGACCCUAUAGAAAUGCAGCCCCUUGUGGGGCCCAGGGAAGAGCAGCCUCACGUUGCCCCAGUAGAAGUCACAAGUGAAGUAGUCCUGCAUUCUGCCCCAUCCAUUGCCCCUGAACCCACCACACCUCUGGGCAGCAUCAGGGAGUCUGUUGUCUAA
Messenger RNA from Megalops cyprinoides (Indo-Pacific tarpon), 5593 nucleotides. RefSeq names its product sodium channel, voltage-gated, type IV, alpha, b (gene scn4ab). The record is from RefSeq and is a predicted model, not a curated record. Lineage: Eukaryota; Metazoa; Chordata; Actinopteri; Elopiformes; Megalopidae. Gene Ontology annotation, cellular component: voltage-gated sodium channel complex; plasma membrane; axon. Bases 50 to 5593 code for a protein of 1847 amino acids. Gene Ontology annotation, biological process: membrane depolarization during action potential; sodium ion transmembrane transport; neuronal action potential. The transcript has 25 exons. Gene Ontology annotation, molecular function: voltage-gated sodium channel activity; protein binding.